Messenger RNA from Owenia fusiformis, 1395 nucleotides. Lineage: Eukaryota; Metazoa; Annelida; Polychaeta; Sabellida; Oweniidae. The record is from the annotation of a GenBank genome assembly.
AACAAUUUGCAAUCUUCACAUUGCAUUCAUAACAAACAACUAAUGCGAUUCUAAAUAAGCUGAUAUAAUUAAUGAACUGCGGAAGGAUACAACCGGUGCGCGCAGGAAUCAGGCUACGACUUAAAUGAAUCACACGUCCCAUUCUUUCACAAUGGCGUUGUCAAAUAAUUACGUACGUGGUACAAACUAGCCGGGAAGGGAGGCAAAACGGCCCUUCCCUUGAGUUCAGCAUAGAGCAACGUGUGAGGGAAUCUCUCAAGUACAGCCAGGAAAAGGAAAAUUAGGAAUCAAGUGGACUGAGACUCAGAAAAUGACUGAUUCAUUUGUCAUUAAAAAUUGUGUUGUGUAACUUCAUGAUCACAUAACUGACAUUAUAUUUCACAAGAACAUUUCAAGAUGAAUUAUGAACUAUUGCAGCAGUUUGUGGCAAUGCUCAGGACCUAGGUAGCUAAUACAUUCCCGGUGCCAAUUACAGGAAUGUGUAAUCAUUUUUGAACACAUUCUUAUUGUACAGUGUACAGUUUGUAGAAUAUUUUUAUAUGUGUACAGUUCGUUUCAUCAUUCAUACAUCAUCGAUCAUCAGUGGACUUGAUAUUACGCAGGGUAUCGCCAUAAGACUGUAGUUGGAGGUAGCUUUAAAGCAACACCACCAAACAAUAGUAAUAACAAAGAGUUUAUAUGAGUACUAUUAGGAGGCCACAUCCUAGACCUUUGUUAAUACCAAAUGGUACUAGGAAACACAAUGCGGAGCAAGUUCAAAUACAAAACUCUUUAUCAUCAAAUGCGGGUAACUUAACCCCAGAUCUACCUAAAAGUCGACCAAGUUUUCCAGUCGUUCAAGAUGAUGAACCAUGUUGGUCAAAAAUUGGGAAAUAUAUCCUACUUGAGAAACUUGAUGGUUGCAACAAUACAUUCAAGGCUGUAAGCAGCAGGGAUGGAGAACGAUAUAUCUGCAAGGUUUUUGGGUUAGACAAAUACCAAAAGUCAUUAACACCAUAUUUCCGAGUUGGAUCUCAUGAAUAUAUACGAGAAAUUCACGAAAUCAUCUUAGGCAGCACCAAUGCCUAUGUGUUCUUUGAUCAGAACCACGGUGAUCUCCACUCCUAUGUCCGUUCUAAGAAGCGCUUGGGAGAAACUGAGGCCAGGAACCUAUUUAGUCAGAUCGUCGAAGCUGUAGCACACUGCCAUGAGAGUGGAGUUGUACUCAGAGACCUGAAAUUACGAAAAUUUGUCUUCACAAAUGAAGAGAAGUCCAGUCUAGUUCUUGAAGACUUGGAGGAUUCCUUUGUUAUGUCUGAAGAUGAUUGGUCAGAUGAAAUGCGAGAAAAACAUGGCUGCCCUGCGUAUGUCAGUCCAGAAAUAUUAAAUGCGGGUAAAUCAUACUCUGGGCGCUGC